CCUUUACAGAUAUUAACCGUCGUUUAUAAAAGUUACAACCGUUCGGAGGCCUGCACCUGUGACCAAAGGUAUCUCCGAAGAUGAAGUUCGCGUUGUGUUUCUUGGCUAUCGUCUCCUGGGCUGCGGCUAUGCCCGCGGAAGUCUCUUUCGAUGCGCUCGAGGGGCUUGAGCUGGUCCCAAACAACAUCUACAAGGAACCCAUCAACCCAGCAAAGCCCGAAGACCUGCCUGCAUCUAGGGUCAUUGGUGGUGUGGAGGUGGCGCCCAAUUCUAUCCCCUACCAAGUCGCGAUUGUCAUCAACGGUCUCAGCUUCUGCGGGGGCUCCCUGAUCUCCACCAACCGUGUCUUGACUGCCGCUCACUGCACCGUCAGAGCUGUCUUCGUCAACGUCAGACUUGGAGCUCACGCCUUCAACUCCAACGAGGCCACCCAGGUGCGCAUCACCAGCACCAGCAUCGCCAACCACCCUAACUACGGUCAGGGCAGUUUCGCCGGCAACGACGUCGCCGUCAUCAGCUUGCCUUCCGCUGUGACGCUGAACGUCAACAUCCAAGUCAUUCCUCUGGCCGCAGAGAACGCAGGCACUUUCGCGGGAAAGAAAGCCCGCCUGACAGGAUGGGGAAGGACUUCCGACGCUUCCAACGCCGUCUCGCCAGUCUUGCGUUCCGUUUCCCUCGAAAUUAAAACCAAUGCGGACUGCACACGUUUUUACGAUAGCGACGUAGUGGACGGCAGCAUCUGUACCUCUGGAACAGGUAUCGUGGGUGCUUGCAACGGCGAUUCUGGUGGUCCACUGGUGGUCGAUGGGGUUCAGGUGGGUGUCGUUUCCUUCGGUUCUACACAGUGCCAAGCCGGAAACCCAACUGUCUAUGCUAGGGUCACUUACUUCCUGUCAUGGAUUCGUGAGCAGUUGUAGAUUUUGCCAGCGCGACGAUCACGACUGUCCAGAUACAUUGGAAUAGGUUUAGUUUUGAAAAUAAAGCAAAUUAAAAAUAA
Molecule: messenger RNA, 997 nt
Organism: Anoplophora glabripennis (Asian longhorned beetle)
Lineage: Eukaryota; Metazoa; Arthropoda; Insecta; Coleoptera; Cerambycidae
Product: brachyurin
Exons: 4
Coding region: 81-917 (278 amino acids)
Biological process (GO): proteolysis
Molecular function (GO): serine-type endopeptidase activity
Source: RefSeq, a predicted model, not a curated record